AUGGAGCUGAGCUGCGGCGUCCGGGGGAGAGCCGGCCAGACGGCGGCUGCGACGGCCGCGCUACCGCCGCCCGCUGCUCCCCCUCCGCCGGGCGCGGGGCUCCUGAUGGACGCCGAGAGCCCCGGGGAGGAGGAUUACGAAAGCCUGCCCACGGGAGCCUCCCUUUCCACGCACAUGACGGCCGGGGCGGUGGCCGGCAUCCUGGAGCACACGGUCAUGUACCCCGUGGACUCCGUCAAGACACGGAUGCAGAGUUUGCAGCCCGAUCCCAAAGCCCAGUACAACAGUGUGUUCGAAGGCUUGAAGAAGAUCAUCCACACUGAAGGCUUCUGGCGGCCAUUGCGCGGGAUCAAUGUCACCAUGCUGGGAGCAGGCCCGGCCCACGCACUGUACUUUGCCUGCUAUGAAAGAAUGAAAAGGACUUUAAGUGACAUUAUUCAUGAUGGAGGGAACAGCCACCUGGCCAACGGAAUAGCGGGGAGCAUGGCCACACUCCUACAUGAUGCUGUUAUGAAUCCAGCCGAAGUGGUGAAGCAGCGGAUGCAGAUGUACCACUCUCCGUACAAGUCAGUCUUGCAGUGUGUCAGGACAGUGAAAAGGACUGAGGGGUUGGGGGCCUUCUACCGUAGCUACACAACCCAGCUCACCAUGAACAUCCCGUUCCAAGCCAUCCACUUCAUGACCUAUGAGUUCAUGCAAGAACAGAUCAACCCUCAGCGACAGUACAACCCUCAAACGCACAUUAUCUCCGGGGCUAUCGCUGGGGCUGUUGCAGCUGCAGCCACAACUCCCAUGGAUGUCUGCAAGACUCUCCUCAACACUCAGGAAAACAUGGCCUUAACGUCUGUGAACAUCAGUGGACACCUCUCAGGAAUAGCCAAUGCGUUCAGGACAGUUUACCAACUGGGGGGUGUCGCUGGGUAUUUUAAGGGGGUUCAGGCGCGCAUUAUAUACCAGAUGCCUUCAACUGCCAUUUCCUGGUCCGUGUAUGAAUUCUUCAAGUACUUCCUUACAAAGCGCGAGGCAAACAAGAAAACACCACGUUGACA
This is a messenger RNA of Euleptes europaea (tarantolino), 1049 nucleotides long. It is a transcript of the gene SLC25A37, whose product is annotated as solute carrier family 25 member 37. Gene Ontology annotation, cellular component: mitochondrial membrane. Lineage: Eukaryota; Metazoa; Chordata; Lepidosauria; Squamata; Sphaerodactylidae. The record is from RefSeq and is a predicted model, not a curated record. The transcript has 4 exons. Gene Ontology annotation, molecular function: ferrous iron transmembrane transporter activity. Bases 1 to 1047 code for a protein of 348 amino acids. Gene Ontology annotation, biological process: iron import into the mitochondrion.